AUGUACACUCGAAUCCCGGAACCUUCGAUGACCGUUUCUUCGAUGCUUUCUGGCAAACGACUUCUCAUUUCCUAUGCUCCUGACUGGCUCAUUACUUUUGUUCUCUCCGCUGCGUUCUUCUCGUUGGAUAAGGUGGAUGGUUUCCGGCGGCACUUCUCUGUGGGCGAUCCGACGAUCCGUUUUCCCUUUGCACACCACGAGCGGGUUCCAAACUUCGCCCUCUACAUCAUCGCUAUCGUCUCUCCGGCCAUUUUACAGGGUCUGACAAACCUGGUAACACUUCGAAGUUGGUGGGACCUCCAUAACAGUCUCCUUGGACUUGUUUUGAGUCUGUCUAUCACAGGCUCAGUUACUCAGGUUACAAAGCUAACAGUCGGGAGGCCUCGUCCGGAUAUGCUAGAUAGGUGCCAGCCAAAGCCUGGCUCAGUGGACCCUAUUUUUGGCCUUUCAGACUCGUCCAUCUGCACCACAGUGGCCAAUUCUCCCACCUUGAUGGACGGCUUCCGUUCUUUCCCAUCUGGUCAUUCCUCUCUUUCGUUUGCCGGGCUGGGCUUUCUUGCAUUUUACGUUGCUGGCAAAACCCAUUUGUUUGAUAAGCGUGGAUAUGUGGCGAGAGCAUGGCUGUCCCUGACACCGUUCAUGGGGGCUGCGUUGGUGGCCAUAUCACGUACAAUGGAUUCAAGGCAUCACUGGCAAGAUGUCCUUGUCGGAUCCAUACUCGGAACCGUCGUCAGUUACUUUGCCUACAGGCAGUACUACCCGAGUCUGGCCUCUGAAGUCUCCCAUCUACCCUAUUCGCCACGCAUUUCCGAUGAAAUGGCUUCGAAUCUUCAUCCGCGCCGCCCCAGCUCGCGACAAUAUAGAGAUGACCAUCACCGUCCAACUGGUGAAGAUGUGUUCGAAAGUGGUCCUCUUGAAGGCACAGUGUUGCGAGACGGACCAAGCUCCUUGCGCGAAACUUGGCACAAUGACCAUCAGGAAUCAGAAACAUCUGCAUUGGGGCCUCGUCAACAAACCAGGAGUGGAAUACCGUUAGAAUCCGUCUAG
Messenger RNA from Mycena indigotica, 1047 nucleotides. RefSeq names its product PAP2-domain-containing protein. Gene Ontology annotation, biological process: phospholipid metabolic process. Gene Ontology annotation, molecular function: phosphatidate phosphatase activity. NCBI's taxonomy places the organism in Eukaryota, Fungi, Basidiomycota, Agaricomycetes, Agaricales, Mycenaceae. The record is from RefSeq and is a predicted model, not a curated record. The coding region runs from base 1 to 1047 and encodes 348 amino acids. The transcript is spliced from 11 exons.